ACUCACUCAACUUACCAUUUCUACACAAAACGUAAGGAUUGGAAGUUAACCAAAUCAAACCAUGAUGAGUAUGAAGUAUGUGAUCGUGCUUGUCAUAGCAAUUGCAGCAAUUGCAGAAGGCGCCGAGUACACUGUAGGAGACGACAUGGGUUGGAUGGUUCCUCCCACUCCCGACUAUUAUGCUUCAUGGGUUUCCAAGUAUUCUUUUGUGGAGAACGAUACUCUAGUGUUUAACUUUGAAGAAGGAGUGCAUGACAUCACUGUACUAACCAAGGAAGACUUCGACGCCUGCAACAUGAAGAAUCCCUUGUUUCAGUCCCCAAAACCAGGUAGAGUUACCGUUGAGGCGAGCGACACAUUUUACUUCACGUGCAGUUUUGGUCAGCACUGCGCGAAUGGGCAAAAGUUCGCCAUUUAUUUUGCCUCUGCACCUUUGCCUCCUAGUCCGAGUCCAAGUGCAUCUGCUGCUACUGAUCAAUCUCUGGACACCCAGCGGUUAAAGUUUGUGUCAAGAAAGAUGGGUAACUAGGAAGGUUUGGCCUGAAGUGAUCCAAUUCAAACCGUGAAGCGAAAGUCCUUGCUAGCUGGCAAAAAUUCAAGAAGCCUUGAGUCGUGAUUGUACCAUUUUUUUAUUUUUAUUUUUGAAUAAGUCGUGAUUGUACCGUAUCUUUGGUGUGUAUCAUGUGAUCCACAAAAUAAGAUUAUGAUCGAAUUACGAUCAGAUUUAUUUGUAUC
Messenger RNA from Rosa rugosa (rugosa rose), 735 nucleotides. Its product is annotated as umecyanin-like. Gene Ontology annotation, cellular component: plasma membrane. The record is from RefSeq and is a predicted model, not a curated record. Gene Ontology annotation, molecular function: electron transfer activity. The transcript has 2 exons. Bases 62 to 529 code for a protein of 155 amino acids. NCBI's taxonomy places the organism in Eukaryota, Viridiplantae, Streptophyta, Magnoliopsida, Rosales, Rosaceae.